UCUAAGACCUACGUCCGCAAGUCCGACUACCAAUACCAGAAGGACUUCGGAGGCUUCAACAACUUCAUGCACAGCUACGGCUUGAAGACUUGGGACCACGACGAUAUUCAGGAGGGGAAGGCCAUUAUUGAGGCUUUCAGAGAGCAGGACCAGAAGGAU
Phanerochaete carnosa HHB-10118-sp is the source of this 159-nucleotide messenger RNA. RefSeq lists its product as uncharacterized. The annotation marks the transcript as partial. Lineage: Eukaryota; Fungi; Basidiomycota; Agaricomycetes; Polyporales; Phanerochaetaceae. The transcript has a single exon. The record is from RefSeq and is a predicted model, not a curated record.